GUUGGAUGAUGUCAUGUCUAACGCACAGAUUCUUCAACUGGUCGUCGUGAUCAUCUUCCCAUUUCGAUUCUCGGGUACAUGAAGAGGAUUCGAAUCACAUUGCAUAAUGGUCACUACCCAACAUGCAUAUGGCGCCUUGUUCUCAUGCGUGGCGGGCCAGAAGCCACAUGAAUGGGGAUCAUCCCGUCCGUCAGCUUCCGUGACUCCCGGAGCCGAUGCAUUGGUGGUUUCUAAAUCCAGUCAAUAUCAGUUUGUACUGAAACUAGACAGAACCAACACUCGCACUGCAUCUGACCAUUUUGAUUUUGGACCCUGCUUGUUCUCACAAACGAUACAGAUUAUAGCAUCUCUAUUAGUGUUUGGUUUAUCUUAUGCUUGUCUACGUUGCUGCAGCCUGGGUCACACUUCAGCCAGUGCAUUAGACUAGACUCUCAAUAAGGUAUGAACAAAGUUGGAGCGGUCUACUGCUGUUGCGAAUAGAGUUGACUAUGAGUUUCAUUCAUCAACACGCAAAUUUCAACGCUGUAAAUCGACCCCCAAAUAAGAUACCAGCAAUGACGUUUGGUUCCUGUCGUCAACACCAUCUUCAAUGGCUUUAUCUCGCGAUUCCGAGACCCUCUUGGCCUCUCCUCAAGAGACUCUUGCCACGGCUUGAUCGACGCAGAUAACACGGAAACAAGAUCAAUCCCCACAAGUUUAUGCCGCUGAGGCUUAGGUUUGCCUAGUGCAGCCACUCACAAGCCUGCCUGGGCUCGGCCAUGCAAGUCUCGUCAGAGUGGAUUGGAUUGGAUGUGAUCUAGCUGACGACAAGGUUGGUCCAGAGCGUUUUGCGUUUUUGGGCGGUUCAUCCAUUGCCCCUAGCCAGUUAGUGAGUGUCUUCGACCCCCAAUUAGCGGGUGCUUAAAAUUACUUCUGGGUACCGGUACUCGCGACUCGAGGCGUUGGAACGGUACCGGAACGUAAUCAAUGGCGUGGUGGUCGUCUACAGCCCGUGGUCCCUGAAAGUUGUAUCGGUCUCAUUUCAAUGCUUCAGUUAACCGCAUCCAUUGAAGAAAAAAGACGCUGGCCAUCUUGAAUCCGCCGGUGCAACAGUUUGUGCUUGUGCAUACGACGGCGCUGAGCGGCCGUUGGUCCCAAAAUGCAAAGGGGGGUCUGUCCCUGAGACUGACUGCGAGUUUAUUUUGCGGCCGCGCGGCUUUGGGGUUGAUGGAUGUAUCCGUCCACUUGCAGGGCCCUGGGCAGUGGAGAUGGCUUCUCUUUUCUAGAGGUCGCCGUCCCGUCAUAGCCGUGAUCCUGCUGUAUUUGCGCACGAGUUGGUACUGCAAUGUGUUAUUCGUGUUUCCAAUUCCUUCUUGUUUGAUGAGAAGAAGCAUUGUCGAAGGAAAGCCCCGGUAGACCAGCCACCGACGCGUUUUACGAGGUGAUAGUCUAUUUGGGGGCAUGGACCUGACUCACUUGGGCAAUGCGCCAAGUGAUAGUCUCUAGAGAAUCUGGGUAUUGAUGAGCAGCUUCGACGACUUCUGUAACUAUUCACCGACGCAAUGGGUCACUAUUGACGUUGUGCGCGUGGUUCCUCAAGGAAGCCCACAACACAACACAAAACAACACAUGAGGCAUGGAGAUAUGGAGAUAGUUAUCUCAAGACGAGGGGGUUCUUUUGUAAGUCAGUGACAGUGAGCAACUCAAAAAAACUGGUACCUGUCUAAGGUAUACGCUGGAUCCAAUGUCACCUCACCUCCCUGCCCUGGUAAACUUGAAGGCCGAUCCCCCCUGCAGUAACAAAAGGACUUUUAGAGGACAGUGUGACAUUUCAGAAGCCGUCUUUUCCUU
This is a messenger RNA of Fusarium odoratissimum NRRL 54006, 1830 nucleotides long. RefSeq lists its product as uncharacterized. NCBI's taxonomy places the organism in Eukaryota, Fungi, Ascomycota, Sordariomycetes, Hypocreales, Nectriaceae. The coding region runs from base 107 to 427 and encodes 106 amino acids. The transcript has a single exon. The record is from RefSeq and is a predicted model, not a curated record.